Messenger RNA from Exophiala xenobiotica, 2770 nucleotides. RefSeq lists its product as uncharacterized. The record is from RefSeq and is a predicted model, not a curated record. Lineage: Eukaryota; Fungi; Ascomycota; Eurotiomycetes; Chaetothyriales; Herpotrichiellaceae. Bases 1 to 2445 code for a protein of 814 amino acids. The transcript is spliced from 3 exons.
AUGUUCGAAAAUUACGAAGACAACACUGGGGAACAAGUGCCGCGCGCCUGGUCUCAGUUGCAUACUCCUGUACUUGCCAUGACAGUUGCCGGAGCCGGGAACUCGUCUUCGCCUGCAUUGGGCCGGGACGGUGGUGCUUGUUCGCCUGUGCUUGGACAUCCUGGCGUUGGUCCCGAUGGCCCCCAUCAUAACUCCUCUUUGGUUCCCAAUGUGAGUAUGAAACACCGCGAACAAGUCCUUUACAAGCUCAUCAAGCCACAGGCAACCUCGAGAGAUUGUGCCACUCUACCUUCUACGCUGGUUGCAUUCCCAGCACCAACUACCAACAACGUGGUUGAUAACUUCCUGAAUUCCUUCGACCCCUUUGCCUCUCAAGAUGCGCCUUCGUCACGUACUCGUGCCAUGAUGAACCAAUACCUGACACCGGCUGGCAGUAGUCCAGCAUUACCAAAUUUAGUCCACAUCAAGCAAGAGGACAAGGAAGAGGCUGGCACACAACCAAAUUCGUUCCUAAGCAUUAUGCAAGGUCAGCAUUCAAAGUCGGGCUACUUUGUAGCGCCAAUCAAUGAUUUAGAAAGAACACCACUUUUCUCUGGCGAAGCUCAACUUGCAAUGGACAGCAGAGUGACUGAUGUGAGCUAUGAGAAAGUUGAGAAACAGCCGUGGUGUCCUCAAUACGCUCUCUUGGGCAUUCGAGAGAUGACGUACAAUGUCCCAGAUGUCAAUGUCUUUGAAGAGUAUGUCCCGGAGAGAAACCUGAUCUUCAGCAACACGCGGGCGCCGUGGUCGACCCUCGUUUGCGGCUCGGAAGAGGCAGGGACAAGCCAUUCGCUCAUUUGCACGCUGGAGAACUUGCUCUUACCUAAGUCGCCAGCUCAUGUCAACCCAAGAGCAUCGGCUGGUAUGGUCUUCCAUUGCGACGAGUGGACAAGCGACAUUGCUAUUCAGCCUUGUAAAGCAGCUUACCUUUGCUCAAAAGGAGUUUCGGUGCGCAUCUUGGUGUCGCGAAGCAAUUUUCGUGCCAUGCACAAGUUGUACACGACUAUGCCUGGACUUGGACCGGACGUUCCAACACCCACAGUGAUUCCUUUGCAGCUGCAGCAAGAACAACUCAGCCUUUCGAGAAUGAUGACACUCAUGACCGUCACUGAUGAAUCCCCAGGUCUCCAAGAAGUUGUUUAUCGCAUUCUGCGAGAGAUGGCGCUCGAAGAUCAUCAUGGAGGGGGGAUCGAUUAUCUCGAUUUCAAAUCCAGACUGGCUCGUCAAGAGCUUGGUAACAACCAGCGUAGAGCUCUUCAAAAGCGACUGUGGUUAAUUGACGCAUUUGUUGCCGAUUCUAAGCAGUCGCGAGACGGCAAGAUGCUUCUUGAAGAGCUCUUUACACCCGCUCCCGGAACUUUGACCGUCAUUGAUCUGAGUUGCCCUUUCACAAGCGAGAAAGAUGCUUGCGCUCUGUUCAGUGUCUGCUUGUCUGCCUUUGCGGAGAGUCGAGCACAAUGCGGAAGGGUUUUAGCUGUCGACGGUGCUCACAAGUUUCUCAAACAAUCCAUGGAAGCAGGAAAGCUUACUGAUCAGCUUGUGUCGGUAAUGAGCAAGCAGCAGCAGCUCGGCAUCCAUACAAUUGUUACAACCCAAGAGCCGACUCUCGACCGUCGUCUCUUGAAUCUCUUCGAUGUCAAAAUCGUUCAUCGUUUCAACUCACCAGUUGGGACCCGCCUUCUUCAGGACCACCUCACAGGGCCCGCAGUAAGUCCUGAACAAGAUCUGUUCAGGGAUGCUGUCUGCCUACAAACUGAUCAAGCUUUGAUAUUCUGUCCCACCGCUCGAAUCCACCUCCAAGAAAGCACUACCGGGCAACAUGCCGCGCAGCUGAAGACUGGAUUUAUCCGGGUCAAGAUCCGCCCGUCCUUCACAGCUGUCAGUGAGGAUGAGUUCAUGGCAUCAAGCGAACUUGACGAAGGAGAGGUGCUUGAGUACGAACUCGAUUUCGGACCAAUUCGACCGUUGGAUACUUGCACCUCCAACGGAGUCCCGGCUCGCACAGCUGUUCGUGAACACAAUCGACCCACCAGACCUUCCGGUUUGGCACCAGCAUCCCGACAAAUGGUGAACCAUUUGCAACAGGCAGCAGCUCCUCCAGCUGCGCCACCGACGGCUUCACCAGGGCGGCCUCAAGGUCCCUCAACUGUCAGAGCUGCACCUGCUCGAGUCACGAACCGUGAUCAUCUCGUAGCCUGCUUGCGAUCCGAGACCACGAACUUGCUCCGCCAAAAUCCCAAGGCCAUCUCUUUUACCCUUGCUCGCAAUGCUGCCGCAAGAACAGCCGCUGUACACGAAGAAUUCUUUUACCAGGGGAGAUGGCUCAAGCUCAGUAGAGCGAUCAUACACGAUCAAAUUGAUGCUCAUGUCAAAGCCUAUCACAUUCCAAAACCGAAACUCAAUUGAGUAAGAAAGCUGAUUGUGAAACUUGCGUGGCAGAUCUGCUUGCUGUCGGUGUACUUUAUCGAGAACCAAUAUGCCAGAAAGCCUAGAGGAGCUUUUCCAUUGUGAAAAGUCCAUGAUGUCGUCUCUAUGCCCAACCGUGGACGCAGAGCGCACGAAUGUUCGGGCACAGCGUUGUUUAUGUCAAGCGCCGGUCAGGUUCAAUCAUCCCAAAUGCCAGCGAGGCUGGUUUGCCUUAAGUGGUAACUUCGAGCCUGAGAUGGAGGUCCAAGUACCGUGUUAGAUGUCUGGGAACAUUGGUCGAAGUAGAAGAAAUGGAGAUUGAGAU